GACGAAGGAUGGUUAAGGCCUUGGGCUCAGCUGGUGAGGCCAGCUAGCGCGCACGCGCAGAUAAGAUUUGUAGUGUUCCAGCGAUGGGGUGCAGGGCGAGAUUGCCUCUGGCUGGGGACCUUUCAGAAUCUCAUUCUGGCUUCCCAAUUCUAAAAGGUUUUGUCUCUCUUCAUUGGGUAGUUGCUAACCUUGACGUCACCUUUUAAAGGGGACAAUACAUUUAUUUCGCAAAUCACAGAGAUCUCUAUUUGGCAAGUUAACACAGGAAUUUAGAUCAGUAGCCGCUGAUCGAAGGUCAUGGAAGAUCUUGCUGUUUGGUGCAAUAAACGUAGUGUGUACUGGUUGCCUGCUUAUGUGGUGCAGUUCUACAAACAGUAUAGCUUUAACUGCAUAUACCUACCUAACAAUCUUUGAUCUUUUCAGCUUAAUAACAUGCUUAAUAAGUUACUGGGUAAUGAUGAAGAAGCCCAGUCCAGCCUAUUCGUUUGGGUUUGAGAGAUUUGAAGUCCUAGCAGUAUUUGCUUCUACAGUUCUGGCACAGCUUGGAGCACUUUUUAUACUAAAAGAAAGUGUGGAACGGUUUCUGGAACAACCAGAAAUUCACACGGGCCGAUUGUUGGUUGGUACCUUUGUGGCACUCUCUUUCAACCUGUUUACAAUGCUUUCUAUUAGGAAUAAACCUUUUGCUUAUGUCUCUGAAGCUGCAAGUACAAGCUGGCUUCAGGAACAUGUUGCAGAUCUCAGCAGAAGUUUGUGUGGUAUAAUUCCCGGACUGAGCAGCAUCUUUCUUCCACGCAUGAAUCCUUUCAUCUUGAUUGAACUUGCAGGGGCUUUAGCUCUUUGCAUUACGUAUAUGCUAAUUGAAAUUAAUAAUUAUUUUGCUGUUGAUACUGCCUCUGCUGUAGCCAUUGCCUUGAUGACAUUUGGUACCAUGUAUCCCAUGAGUGUCUACAGUGGAAAAGUAUUGCUUCAGACAACACCACCUCAUGUGAUUGGACAGCUAGAUAAACUUCUGAGAGAGGUUUCUACUCUGGAUGGUGUCUUAGAAGUUCGAAACGAACACUUCUGGACAUUGGGAUUUGGUUCUCUGGCUGGAUCAGUGCAUGUGAGAAUUCGAAGAGAUGCCAAUGAACAAAUGGUACUUGCUCAUGUGACCAAUCGGUUGUAUACAUUAGUGUCUACAUUGACUGUUCAGAUUUUCAAAGAUGACUGGAUCAGACCUACCUUGGCCUCUGGACCUAUUACAACCAAUAUGCUGAAUCUUUCAGACCAUCACAUCAUUCCAAUGCCACCUCUAAAGACUGCAGAAAACUCUAACGCUGCUACAUCUACUCCAGCUAAACCAAACAGUCCACCUCCAGAAUUCUCUUUUAACACACCAGGCAAAAAUAUGAAUCCGGUCAUUCUCCUGAAUACUCAGACAAGGCCCUACAGACUAGGCUUCAACCAUGGAGCAGUACCUUACAGCAGUACCUUCACUCAAGGAUUUGGAGUCCCUGGGAUGGGGCCAACCCAGGGAUUCAGGACUGGUUUAAUAAAUGCCCCCCACAGAUAUGGAACUGGCCCUCGUGGUCAGUCUAGGCCCUAAUAAACUAUUUUCCAUAUUUAUUGUUUAUUUUUCAGGUAUUUUAUUGUUCACUUUUUUCUACAAGACUAUUUGAAUUUUCUAAAUGACUGGGAUCAAAUAUUUCCAAUCAUGCAAAUGUGUGGUCAUGGUUUCAUGUAAUAUCUCAUACAGUUAUUGCUCCCUGACUGUAAAAGUUGUAACUUUACAUGCAGUGAGCUUACUCAUAUUUUAUUGCUGGUUUCGUAAAAGAUUCCAUUAUAUAUUAAUGGAACUCCAAAAAACAACAAAUUUGCUUGAGAGUGAGAUUCUGUAUUGUUUUCUCAACCUGAUGAUGAUGAUGAAGAGAGUGCUGUCUAUUAGCAAAUUUCUCUAAAAUUUCUUUGCCUGUGAUGUAAUCAUAUGAUCAUUUUAAAAAGUUAUUUUUCCUUAAUUGGAACAGUGUGUAUCAUAUGAAAAUGAGCAUUUGGAGGUCCAACAGAGGUCCUGAAAUCCAAUAAAUAUUUUAUAUGACUGCCAGGUUUACAAGAGGUAGCAACUCA
This is a messenger RNA of Rhineura floridana, 2106 nucleotides long. It is a transcript of the gene SLC30A6, whose product is annotated as solute carrier family 30 member 6. Lineage: Eukaryota; Metazoa; Chordata; Lepidosauria; Squamata; Rhineuridae. The transcript has 14 exons. Gene Ontology annotation, molecular function: monoatomic cation transmembrane transporter activity. The record is from RefSeq and is a predicted model, not a curated record. Gene Ontology annotation, biological process: monoatomic cation transport; transmembrane transport. The coding region runs from base 353 to 1588 and encodes 411 amino acids. Gene Ontology annotation, cellular component: membrane.